AUGGCACUGAUGCAGAACAGGACAGAUGUGACACACUUUCUCCUGCUUGGACUCACUGAUGAACCAGGACAACAGAUUCCCCUUUUCAUCAUCUUCUUCCUCAUCUACACCAUCACCUUGGUGGGCAAUCUGGGGAUGAUCCUACUGAUUGUCCUGGACUCUCGGCUCCACACUCCUAUGUACUUUUUCCUAGGCAAUCUGUCCUUAGUUGAUUUUUGUUACUCCUCAGCUGUUACCCCCACGGUUUUGACUGGGCUUCUUGUAGGAGACAAGAUCAUUUCCUACAAUGACUGUGCUGCUCAGAUGUUCUUUUUUGUAGCAUUUGCUACUGUUGAGAAUUACCUGCUGGCCUCAAUGGCCUAUGAUCGCUAUGUAGCAGUGUGUAAGCCCCUAUACUAUGCCACCACUAUGACUACAAGUGUGUGUGUAUGUCUUUCUCUAGGUUCCUAUUUCUGUGGUUUCCUGAAUGCCUCCAUCCACAUUGGGGACACUUUCAGUCUUUCUUUCUGUGGAGCCAAUGUGGUCCAUCACUUUUUCUGUGAUAUUCCAGCAGUUAUGGUUCUCUCUUGCUCUGACAGACAUGUCAGUGAGCUGGUUCUUGUUUAUGUAGUGAGCUUCAAUAUCUUUUUUGCUCUCUUAGUUAUCUGGGUAUCCUACAUAUUCAUUUUUAUCACUAUCCUAAAGAUGCAGUCAAGUGCUGGAUAUCGAAAGGCUAUAUCCACCUGUGCCUCACACUUCACUGCAGUAUCUAUUUUCUAUGGGACAAUCAUAUUCAUGUACUUGCAGCCCAGCUCUAGUCACUCCAUGGACAAUGACAAAGUUGCAUCUGUAUUCUACACCAUGGUCAUCCCUAUGUUGAAUCCUCUGGUCUACAGCCUGAGGAACAAGGAGGUCAAGAGUGCAUUCACAAAAGUUUUACUGAUGACAAAAUAG
This is a messenger RNA of Peromyscus eremicus (cactus mouse), 933 nucleotides long. Its product is annotated as olfactory receptor 5B3-like. The coding region runs from base 1 to 933 and encodes 310 amino acids. Gene Ontology annotation, biological process: sensory perception of smell; G protein-coupled receptor signaling pathway. The transcript has a single exon. NCBI's taxonomy places the organism in Eukaryota, Metazoa, Chordata, Mammalia, Rodentia, Cricetidae. Gene Ontology annotation, cellular component: membrane. Gene Ontology annotation, molecular function: G protein-coupled receptor activity; odorant binding; olfactory receptor activity. The record is from RefSeq and is a predicted model, not a curated record.